Molecule: messenger RNA, 480 nt
Organism: Zasmidium cellare ATCC 36951
Lineage: Eukaryota; Fungi; Ascomycota; Dothideomycetes; Mycosphaerellales; Mycosphaerellaceae
Exons: 1
Coding region: 1-480 (159 amino acids)
Molecular function (GO): carbon-sulfur lyase activity
Source: RefSeq, a predicted model, not a curated record
AUGUCAACAUCCAACAACCAAGAAAAGAACCUAACAGGCAGCUGCGCCUGCGGCUCCUGCACCUACACCAGCACCUCCCCCGCCACACACCUCGACUACUGCUACUGCAUCCAAUGCCAACGAAUCUCCGGCGCACCCUUCAUAGCCUGGAUGGGCGUUCCCCGCUCAACCCUCACCUUCUCCGGCCCCAUCGUGCACGUCCACCUCUCCAAAAUCGCCACCAGAGGGUUUUGCGAGAAGUGCGGGGCGGGCUUGAGUCUGCAGUAUGAGUGUUAUCCCGAGAAGACGCAUGUUGCGGCUGGCACGGUGGUGAGGAGUGAUUUUGGGAUUCCGGAGGUGGGGAUUCAUAUUUUUGUGAAGAGUAGACCGGCGUGGCAUAGGAUCGCGGAGGAUGGGGUGCCGAGGUAUGAGGAGUUUGAUGAGGAGUUUGAGGAGAGGUUUCCUGAGGUAGUGAAGGAAUUGAGGAAGUUGGCUGAAUGA